Pangasianodon hypophthalmus (striped catfish) is the source of this 8827-nucleotide messenger RNA. RefSeq names its product zinc finger protein 827 (gene znf827). Gene Ontology annotation, cellular component: nucleus. Lineage: Eukaryota; Metazoa; Chordata; Actinopteri; Siluriformes; Pangasiidae. Gene Ontology annotation, biological process: regulation of gene expression. The record is from RefSeq and is a predicted model, not a curated record.
GAGAAAAAGAAACCCUGUCUUUCAGGGGCAGUGAUUAAAGUGUGCCCUCUGUCAGGUUCAUGGCCACCUUGUUCCUCUCCCGCGCGCGUCCGCGUCGAACGCGUGAGCGCGCGUUCGCGUGCGUGCGCGCGCCCGGCCGCUCGCCCGCGCCCGCUCGCUCUCGCUCUGCUGUUGCUGCCCUUUGAUCCCUGCAUUAGUGUUAGUUAGGGGCUCGAGACACACACACACACACACACACACUCAGAGAGAGAGAGAGAGAGGGAGAGAGAGAGGAGAGGAGAGCGGCCAUAGCCAAGACACGGCGACUACAACAACAGCACCUCCUCCUGCUGUACCGCUCCCAACACACACACACACACACACACACACACUCUCGGAGCGAAGCGAAGACGGCCAGGUGCACGCGGCGAGUCCCCCCGCCAUCGAGCUCGCUCCCGCGCCACAUUUCCAUGGCGAAGGACCUUUUCGCUUCUCGCGCCUGAGACCAAGCAGGAGGAGAAGAAGAAGAAGAACAAGAAGAAGAAGAAGAAUGUGAAAGACGAAGAAGACCAAAAAGAACAAGAAGAAGAAGAAGGUUCUUUUUUUUUUUUUUUUUUUUUUUAAAAAAAUGCCCAGGAGGAAACAGGAGCAACCGAAGCGCCUUCCUUCGCAUGCAGAGCCAGCUGAGGAUGGGGCGCUAGCGGGCAGCUCGGUGGUGGAGGACGGCUGGUUUGGGAACAAUUCCGACAGUCCUUCCACGUCGUCCUACGGCGAUGUGCAGGACGACCUGCGGGUGUCUCCGGAGGACGGGGCACGGCCGGACCGCGCCACCUUGGCCGGGAGCCCUCCAGGCUGCGCCACGCCUGCUCAGCGGGUGUCGCUGGAGCUGCUGGGGCUUGACGCGCGCACCUUGUCCACGCAGGACAUGUCCCUGGUGUCCUCUGUGUCGUUGUCAUCCAUGUGUGAUUCAGCUCACGGCCUCUCCAAACCACUUAGCAGCAAUCUACGCAGACUCCUGGAGUCCGGCUCGGUGAAGCUGGAAUCAGGAGAGCUCAUUGGGCGAGGUCUGGGCCGAGGGACGGAGUCUCCGCCUGCAGGCCUGGCUCUGUCUCCGUCCUCUCAUCACGCCCAGCAGCUAAGCGCCCUUGCACGCAGACUUGCCAACAGCAGUAACAAUGGAGUUAGCUCUGCCUCCACCUCGCCCGCGUCGGUGCCUGUGGUGAAGCAAGAGCCUGGAGACCCGUUCGGACCGGCUGAGCCUGCCAGCUCGGGCAGCACUAGCUUUGUUUGGGUUGGAAUGGCGGAAAAAUGGCCGCCGGCUGGAAGCCUGUCUCCCGAUUCGGCCAUUCAGAAACUGAAAGCCGCAGCCAAUGCUGUUCUCCAGGACAAGAACUCCACCUCUUCAUCUUCUUCCUCGUCCUCCUCUUCAGUCACCUCCUCCUCUUCUUCGUCCUCCUCUUCAUCCUCAGUGCCGCCACUCGGAGGGCGCUCGGAUGACUCUGUGCGCUUCGACUCCUUCGCGUCGCCCUUCAGCUCGCAGUCUGCCAGCUCCACGCUCGCCGCACUCUCCAAGAAAGUGUCAGAGCGAAGCCAGCAGCAGCAGCAGCCCUCGGCCGCCCCCUUUCUCUCUCUCGUCUCUAUGACCUCAUCAGCAGCGCUGCUAAAAGAAGUGGCGGCUCGGGCCGCCGGCAACAUGCUGGCCGAUAAAAAAGACCCGCAGCUGGCGACGGCCAACACUGAGGACUCUAAACCGCAGUUAGACAGGAACCACAAGGCCCCGACGCCCAACCAGAGCAUGGAGCUUCUGCUGCCCGCUGCCCCCAAGGGACGUGCCAAGCCCAGCAGCCAAGCAGGUUCACCGGAGGACAGCGGGAAGCCCUUCCAGUGCCCCGUGUGCGGCCUGGUCAUCAAACGCAAGAGCUACUGGAAGAGACACAUGGUGAUUCACACGGGUUUGAAAAGCCACCAGUGUCCUCUGUGUCCCUUCCGCUGCGCUCGCAAAGACAAUCUCAAGUCGCACAUGAAGGUGCACCAGCACCAGGACCGGGGCGAGACGUUCCAGUGUGAGCUGUGUCCCUUCACCUCAUCGCGCCACUUCAGCUUGAAGCUGCACAUGCGCUGCCACCAGCACUUCCCUCGGACCGAGCUCAAGGUCAAAGAGGAGCCGUGCACCGACGCCGAGGAAGCCGAGGCAGAGCAGGCGUCAGGCACGGGCACCUCGCCGUCUCCCGCUCUGUGCCACACCCCGGGCGAACCCUCUUCCAAUCACGCACACAUCAAAGAGGAGCCUCAGGACGUUGCGCUGACGCCGCCUUUCCCGCCGGUCAGAGAGCGACCGGCCAGCAGCAGCAGCUCACUGGAUCUGCCCAGGAUGAGCGCCAGUCCACCCGGUCCAGGCACGGGCACCCCGGCUGCCUCACUCUUCAGCCCCGACAUCAGCACCAAGACGGCCACCGACCUCCUUAUGAAGCUCUCCGCGGCAAACCAGAAGGAGGCGCUGAAGAGUGGCUUCUGCGUGAAGGAGGAGCCCGAGGCGGAGGAGGCGUUGAGUCCAGCGAGAUGUCCAUCGUUCAGUCUGGGCCACGAGGCGCCCGCGGUGCCAGGGAGGCCGCGCCAAGAGGGCAGCAUCCUCAGCCACGACAUCAACGUCAAGGUGGCGUCUGAGCUGCUCAUGAAACUCUCAGAGAACAGCAAAGACACCUGCCUCCAGAAAGUGACGGUAAAGGCGGAGCCCAUGGAGGUGGACCCACCCUCAGAAGUGGCUCCGCCCCCUUCUCACCUGCUAGGCUUCAGCACUUUAGGGGCAUGCGAGAAGAAGGAGCCAAUAGCUGGCCUUCCCGAGCCUCUGCCCCGCCCCAACAAAGACCUCUUCUCCCAGGACAUAUCGGUCAAAAUGGCCUCCGAGCUGCUCUUCAAACUGUCUGAAAAAGUAAGCAAAGCUAAUGAAAAUAAAGACAGCACAUCGUUUGGCAUGACCAGCCCUUUUCUGGACGACCGCUUUAGACAAUCGCCCUUCAGCACGCGCUCCAAGAGCUCUUCCCCAGCCGAGGCCAGCUCCUCCGCCCGAGCCUCCCAGCAGCAAGAUUCAGAGAAACCACUGUGCGAGACGGGCAACGGCCUGCCACAGUGGAGACUCAACGAGCAGCUCUUCCCCUGUCCGGUGUGUGGUAAAGUGUUCGGCCGCCAGCAAACUCUCUCCAGACACCUUUCCUUACACACAGAGGAGAGGAAGUAUAAGUGUCACCUGUGCCCAUAUGCGGCAAAGUGUCGUGCCAACCUGAACCAGCACCUCACCAUCCAUUCGGUCAAACUGGUAAGCACGGAUGCCGAGCACCUCGUUAACUCAGUCACCAGCGAAGGAGGAGAACGCAAAAACUGCCCCUACUACUACAGCUGUCGAGUGUGCGGUUUCCAGACAGAGCUGAAUGCACAGUUUGUGAGCCACAUGUCACUGCACGUGGAUAAGGAGCAGUGGAUGUUCUCGCUGUGCUGUAACUCCUGUGAGUACGUGGGAGUGGACGAGGCCGAGAUGAAGGCUCAUAUCAACGCUGAACACACAGGCCUGAAUUCCAGGAGUCCCCUGAGUGAGAGUAAGAGCACAUCGUCAUCUCUCUCGGCCCUCAGCGAUUCCCUGAACAGCUCUGAGAGCGGGGACAUUACCCAGGGAAGCGAGGAGCUCAAAAGUCUGUUGGCCCCGUCCUCAUCUGCCAGUAGCCAGUCGAGCUUGGCGUCGGGAACAGAGGAGAAAUCAGAAAAAGGCUUUGAAUGUGUGUUCUGCAACUUUGUGUGUAAGACGCGGGCCAUGUACGAGCGGCACCUGCAGAUCCACCUGAUCGCACGUAUGUUUGAGUGCGAUGUCUGCCACAAGUUCAUGAAGACGCCCGAGCAACUCCUCGAGCACAAGAAGUGCCAUACGGUCCCCGCUGGAGGGCUCAAGUGCCCUCUGUGCAUGUACUCCACCAGCAGGGCGGCGGCCAUGGAGUGCCACCUGAAGACGCACUACAAGACGGAGCACCGCUGCCGCAUCUGCCAGGCGGCGUGGGCGAGCCGGGCCGAGCUGGAGCGGCACGCGCGCGCCCACCGUCUGGGCAACCACUACCGCUGCGAGCAGUGUGGCUACCUGGCCAAGACGGCCAACAAGCUGAUAGAGCACGGACGUGUGCACACGGGCGAGCGCCCCUUCCACUGCGACCGCUGCAGCUACAGCUGCAAGCGCAAGGACAACCUUAACCUGCACAAGCGGCUAAAGCACGCACCGCGCCACGCACUUGGCUGCGCCCGCUGUCCCUUCACCACCACGCAUCCGUUCGUCUACAACCGCCACGUCCGCAAGCACCAGGCUGGGGAGGGCAGUACCCAGGAGGAGGCCCAGGCUUUCACGCCACGCCCACUCAGUGCUGAUGCCAUCAAUCCCCUUUUCCUGUCUGACGGUAGCAGUAGCAGCCCACUCAUGAGCCUGAGCGCCUCGCAGGCCUUGCAGUCGGUUGCCUUGUCUGUUUCGGGUAUGCUGCCUGCUGCCGCGCCCUCCCCCCACUACCUCUGUGCCAAUGGAGCUUCUCCUACAUCAUCGCCAACACUGGCGGCUCACUAUUUCGAGCAGUACAGGACCUCAGACCCAGCUCAUCUCAUACCUCUCACCACACUCUUCAGUGCUCGGCGCCGCUUCACAUUCCAUAGCCACGCCCCCUCACGCUCCUCUCCACCUUUCUCCAGACUCUGGCCCCGCCCAUCCUCACAGACCUCACCCUUGCACAUGUCCCCCAAACACUCCUUCCUGGCGUAUCUGGGACUGACGGAAAGAGCAAAAACCGUCUGAGCUGCCCAUCUCAUCUGAGCUACCUACCUCUACAUUUUUCUUUGUCAUUCUUCCUUCAUCUUUCCUUUCUUUCACUCGUCCCUGCAGCAUCUGGACAGCGGCUAGGAGUGAGCAGUCCUGCUCACGGCAGUUCUGUCCGUUGGCAUCAGGAGAACGCUGCUCCUGAGGAACCGAACGUACACAGUGUUUAUCAAAGGAAAAAAGGCUGUAUGUGCUCAAUGCAUUUAUAUCAAAGCUGCUUUUCUUUAUUAAUCUAAUUAUUAUGCUUUUUUUGUCUUUUUCUUUUCCGCAGAUUUUGAAUGACCAUGAAACAGAUAGUAGUGAUUUCCAUAGGAUUUUUUUCCUUCUAUGAGGAGGUAAAAAGAAAAACAAAAGAAGAUGCAAAUGUCUAAGCGCUCGACAUUUUUUUGUGCAUUAGUAUGUCUUUUUGCCAAGCAUCAGGUAGCAUGCUCGCCUAUGUGUUACGAUUGUUUUAUAUGUCAUUUAGGGACUCAAUACAAAAUAUCCCAGGGCGUUUGCAGCACGACAAAAAAAAGAGGAAAAAACAAUGACACGAAUUGCUUUCUUUCAAGUCUCGUUUUCAAAGCGACGCCUCAAACCAUGCACUUGAUUAUUUAUCGAACUGUAUAUAGUUUUGUAGCCGUUUCUCCCCACCCCCCAACCUCCACCGCCCCACAAUGUGUACUGGCGUCAAAUAGGUUUCAGGCUUGGUGACGCCAUUCCUGAAACACUGAUCUUGGCUCGUAAGCUGAAGGCUAUUUACCAGUCAUGCACAGCUGAUGGCAGAACAGUUUUAGCUUUUUUUUUUUUUUAUUAAAAAAGACAAGCCAUUCAGGGUGUGCCAGUGGUCCAAGCUAUCACAGCUUCCUCUGUAGGAGCAGUUCGUCCACCAUACAGCCCUGAAACCACAGCUCUCGCCAUUACUACACAUUGCCACAGACUGUGCCAAAAGCUAAUCAAGCUCAGAAGAUGAGUGACCAGUCGAGCCCUGUGCAUAGCUAUUGCAUUGUAACAUGCACCUAUACAUUUAUGAAGCUAUACGAGGUGACAGGUUGUUGGGGGAGAAAAUCCCACGUGUCCCGUCACACAAGGCCGAUUCAAUGGUGCUUUUUGGAGCUUUUUUAUCGUUUCUUUUUUUUUUUUUUUUUUUUUUUGGUGUAAAAAGGAGAAACUGUUCCAAAAUGACUUGAAUGAAUGUACUUUUCGUUGGUUCAUGUUAAAGUGAUACAGAGGUAGAGAGAGUCAAGAUAUGAAAAAUAGUGGUAUAUUGGUUUUGGUGGCCUUCUGUGUCUUAACAUUUCUGUUUUUGUUUGUUUUAUUUCCUACCAUUUUUUAAUGAGCCUAUAAAAUGUAAAAUAUAUAACUAUAUAUCCUGUACUAACAAGCUAUUAUGAAGAUCUCAUUGGAUAAUGGCUCUUAAGUGCAAUGUGGAGACAGCCGUUAUUUUUAAGGAGGGUUUGCAGAAGCACGGCUUUCUCUAAAGCAGGCAAACAUGGUACUAGUAUCCUGUGUUCCCCCUCUCCAUUUCCUUUUUUCCCCCAUUUUAAUUGCACUUACCAUGUUGACACAUUUCAAGCAAAAGCACUUAAGCCCAAUAACCAGUUUUCUUUGAUGCCACUUCCACCAACCUUGUCAGACCACAGCACUGGCAUAUACACAAUGUCUCACUUGGUAUCUGCCCUAUAGGUUGAGGAGAAGAAAUAAAUAUAAAGCUCUUAUUCACAGGUAUUGCCCAUGUUGGACAGCUCUGUUAAAGUGAAUCAUACAUUAGGAAAACAGUAGUUUUUCACCUGGCUACUGAAGAACCAGGCUAAAUUUGUAAGCGCCAGUUUUGCACUGUGCUGUAAAAUUGCACUUUUUCAAAUGAAUCAGUGGAUUAUAAGAAAAAAUCUGAAACUAGAAUCUGAAAUAGAAUCUGAAUUAGAAUCAGAAAUUAGUAAGAAAUAGCUCGAUCUAUGAUGAUAAGCUCUUAAGUGAAGUUUGGGAAUGAGUCUGAGGAAAUGUUCUAUAGUAAUGCUCCACUGUGUUUAGAGCUCAGUAAUAUAACACUAAAUUACUCAUCAGAUUGAUUUGUAUGAUUUUUUUUAAAGGCAAUCAUGGCUGUAUUUCUCAGGCCUAUCCAGAGAAAUAUCAAAAAGAUGCAUCUUAAUUAGCUGACUGCAUUUUUGCACAAUAGUCAAUGAAUUAGCCCACAUUUUAUUUAAAGACUGAUUUAUUUAUACUUAUUAAUACCAAGACUAUACCAGUAACCCUACAUUAACACUAGCAAGCCACAAAUUCGACGAUCGUGCAUGAUACAGAGAUAUUUCCGUGGCAAAGAUCAUUUCAACUGAGAUUUUCUCAAUUCUAUGCAAAUUAUGUACGACACAGUAAAGCAACAAAUCCAAACUGUUGCCUGGAAUAAUCCUCGAACCAAUCCUGUGGCCCGUGUGGUCCAAUGUUUUAGUUCCUCAUUUGUAACUUUAGUUCCCGUUUCCCUUUGCUGCACUUGUAACUGUGGUUUUGUCUUAUCCUGUCAUAUACAUCCUCUCAUUAAAUGUGUACAGAGAUAUUACAAAGAAAAAUAAAGCUUGGAAGGCAACAAUGGCGAUCGUUGUUGCCGAUGGUGAGCGUACAUAGUUAGUACAGUUUGCUUGCUUUGCUUUUAAUCUAGCAACAAAGCUAGUACAAACACUAGCGCAUAAUACAUAAAUCAAAAACAAGAGUUUAAGUUGUAUAGUUGGUUGUGUGUUUUGGCUACUAAUGUUUCUUGAUGGAAUUAAAAAAAAAAACACACACACACACACACACACACACACACACACACACAAAUAACAGCUGUAGCGGUGGCUACACACCCACAAGUGUCUUGCCACCUUCUAGUGUGAAUGUGUUGCAAGUCUGUAUAUUCAACUUACAGCAAAAUGAAUAAUUAGUAUUCACCAUAAUGCCAGAUGUAAUUGUUAGCUCUGCAUGAACAUCUUUGCAAACCCCAAGUUCACGUGCAGAUAAAGGGACUCUUAACCCUGGAGCAUUACUCAUAGCUGACCCUCGCCUCAUCUCUCCACUGCUGGCUCCCUAAUUAAGCUUAGUCUUCUUUGUCUUCGGAGAAGAUGAAUCAGAAUGAAGAUGUGAAUUUUUAUGACCAAGUUGUGAACUUAUAAAUGCAGACUUGCAUCUCGCUCUCAAGUUGGUUUGACCAACAAGCUAUCUUUCCCCCCCCACUUUCUUUCAUUUUCCUCAUUUUCAUCCCAUGUUAUUAACUUUUCUCUGCACACAUGCUCAGCAUGCAGACGAAGUGCUAUAACAUGCGUCAUGCGGAGCUCCUGAUCAUUACUGACGCUCCAGCUCGAUGCGUUCUUUUAUGCUCUAGUGCCACUUGGUGGAAAAGACGUGGCCUGGAAGGCCCAAGAAGGAGUCAGACUGAUUCUCGGGAUGAUGAUGGCUGGAGCUCGGUCCUGUCCGAUUGUGAGGGCGGGAAAUGGAGGAUAGAAAUCCCUCUCUGUGCUGCCACCAGUACUCAAGCACUUAUUCUUAUGUUUCUUUUGCCUAAAAGCAAAGGGGCAGUGCUUUUUUUUUUUUUCCUCCCCCCCCCCAACAUCAUUGUGCAUUACAUGAGACUACCUUUAUAGCCCUACAAAAAAUGCAUGAUAUUGAUCGCUCUUUUCUAACUUGUAGCACUUACGUUCAUUCUUCGUUAAAAAAAAUACUCGGUUUGCAUUUACCUUGAUAUUUUCUUUUCCAGCACAUUCUGUUUGCUUUGCGUUUGUUGUUGUAUUUUAUGACUCAGUAAGGCUCAAUGAUCAUUUUGUUUUUGUUUGUUUGUUUGUUUGUGUUUGGCACUCAGUAAAAUUAUAUGCUGUAAAAUAAAGCUUUUUUUAUUACUUCAUUCCUAAGGCUGUACAGGGUUGUUUGUGACAAUAACUGGUAAUUAGACCAUUUGUACCUACAUUUUUGUUUUGUAUAUUUUUUUUUCCUCAGUUUGGCAUUUCUUAUGUUCAGAUUGCCAGUUCUAAAUGUAACAAGAUUUGAAAGUAAAGCUUACAUCAGAUA